Messenger RNA from Closterium sp. Yama58-4, 1611 nucleotides. NCBI's taxonomy places the organism in Eukaryota, Viridiplantae, Streptophyta, Zygnematophyceae, Desmidiales, Closteriaceae. The record is from the annotation of a GenBank genome assembly.
UUCCUGACAUACGAGGCGCUGAAGAAGCCUUUUGAGGCGCCUCAAAAGUCACCUCCCAUCACUCCCAACCCCACCCCACCCCUCCUUGCGUGCGCGCCCCACCAGUUCCUGACAUACGAGGCGCUCAAGAAGCGAGCGCUGGAGGCACAGGUCAAGGCAGCAGGGGGAAGGACAGACGGCCCCCACGCCACACUGCUUUCCCCUGCCAACCAGUUGCUGGUGGGAGGGGCAGCGGGGUCCACAGCAGCAUUCUGCACCACGCCCUUUGAUGUCGUUAAGACACGCCUGCAGACGCAGCUACCAGGGGCGCCCAAGUACAAGGGCGUGGUGGAUGCAUUCACACGCAUCGUCAGGGAGGAGGGCAUUGGGGCGCUCUCUACCGGUGAGAUGCAGGGGAGGGGCGUUGUGUUGCAACCAGUGCCGUGGUGCAAGGGACUUGGCGGGGUGGCUCCGCGGCUGCUGAUCUACAUCUCCCAGGGCGCCAUCUUCUUUGCCUCGUACGAGCUGCUACGCCGCCUGCUGCUGCCCCCCCACUCCCUGCCCCUGCACCCACCGCGCACCCUUGCACAGGUGCAGGCAACCCCGCAGGCACCCCCGCAGUUCCCGGCAGGCAGGCGUCAUCAGACCGCGAAUCGAAACGGCGCCUCUGAUCCACGAGGACCCGUGAGCUCGCAUCCUUGGAGAUCACGCUGCCCCUCCCGCUCACUCCGAGCCGGACAACCCCCGCGCCGCACCUCCCACGCGCGCGCUGCUGCGCGGGCCGCUGUCAUGCCGCCGCUCAACCCGGAUCUGUUUUCCCGGCAGGCCGCGGAGUACGCGCGGCACCGCCCGCGGUACCCCCCCGCGCUGUUCGCGUUCCUGGCGGAGCUCUGCCCCGCGCGCGAGCUGGCGUGGGAUGUGGGCACGGGCAACGGGCAGUGCGCCGCCGAGCUGGCGGGGCUGUUCGCGCGCGUGGUGGCGACGGACAUCAGCGCGGCGCAGCUGAGCCACGCGCCCGCGCUGCCCAACGUGCGCUACGCCGCCACGCCGCCCGCCAUGGACGACGCGCACGUGCGCGACAUCGUCGGGCCGCCCGCGAGUGUGGAUCUGGUGACGGCAGCGCAGGCCAUGCACUGGUUCCACUUUGACCGCUUUGCUGCCAACGUGCGUGCCGUGCUCAAGCCACGCACGGGCGUCGUUGCUGCCUGGUGCUACACCCUGCCUCGCGUGAAUCCACGGGUUGACAGUGCGUUGGACCGCUUCUAUGCACGUUCCGACCCCUACUGGGAGCCGCAGAGGCGCUACAUUGACCGCUGCUACCGGGACAUUCCCUUCCACUUUCAACCCUUGCCCCAGCUUCAGGAGCAGGGCACAGGUCCCUUGCGAUUCGAGUCCAUUGUGGAGUGGAGUUUCGAAGAUGUCAUUGGCUUUCUCUCCUCCUGGUCGGCUGUUAAUACUGCCAAGGCGAAAGGCGUAGACCUGUUGGCACCGGACGCGUGUGCUGAGUUGGAGGAGGCAUGGUUGGCUGAAGAGAGUGGCGGUGCGGAGGGAAGCAAGGAGAGGAGCUCCAGUGAGGUGCACAGGAGAGUUUGCUUCCCCAUUUUUAUGCGUGUAGGGACGGUUGAACCCUGA